AUAGGUACGAGUGGCAAUACUAUCGAAUUUCAAAACAUCUCAAAUGAGAUUCGCAGUUCAGUAAUUUUCAAAAUUCCACUUUAGACCCACACAACCCAGCAAUAACCAACAACCAAACACACAGCCAAACACACACAUGCAAGCAGCACAGGCACAUACGGCAAUACGCGUGUCCUUCUGUGUUCGCUGUGUACUUGCUUGUGGCAGCCACCAACGCUGUGGUUUCAUUUGGCCAACCGCAAAAUUCUUUUUAAACCGAAUAAGAAAAGGAGAAAACUAACUUGAGCCAGGAAAAGCCGAGCAGGUCGGAAGAGGCCAGCGGCAGGAAAUUGUUAACCUUUGGGGAUAUCAAACAUUUACGAUUGCGUGGCAGAAGCCCAGGCACGGGCAGAGGCAGCAACAGAAACACAGCCACAAAAAGAGUAAGAAUCCCAUAGCCCAGACCACCGCAGCGCAUCGCCCACUGGGAAAAGCAGCCACAAGUGCCCAAGACGAACCGGGGGGGCUUUCCCUGCGCUGAUUCUUGUGUACGCAAAACUUUCCUGCUUUUCAAUUUUGUUUUUUCAUCCGGAGUACUUUUGAGGAGCUUAAAUUUCUGUUUGUUUGCGGUACUGAAACAAUCGAAGUCCUGAGGCGGCGGCACCAUUAAGUUUCCGGCCUUCAGCAUAAUGAACAAGAAGAAGAGCAGCCGUAAGGCAAUUCGGGGCUCCGAUUGCGGGACCCCAUCGGACCCAACCGGCACAUCAAACAGUGCCAAUGCGACCUGUGUUAGCAGCAACAAUGCGGGGAAUCGGAAUCUGGCUGGAACAGAGGAGGUGGACCAGGCUACCAGCGACGGCGUGCCAUUCAUUUUUGUGGAUGCAAUGCCUUUGACACACUGUCCCCUGUCUGAUCCAGAAUUGGCCCAAAUAGAGGCCAAGCGAAUGGCCCAGGUGUUGGCGGAGUGUGACCAAUUGCUGGAACGCUUGGAGGACACAAAGCCACCGCCUGAGCUGGACUUGCCAAGCACAAUGACCGCGGUCAAUGAGAAUGUCGACGAUGAGACCAGGUUUCUUGAGGAGCUGCAGCAACUCUGCAUAUUUCCGAUGAAGGAGAAGGAACAACAUGGAGAAGAAAUGCGCAACUUUCGUUCUCAAACGUCAGAACGUCCUGGCAUCAGCCGGCAGGCCACCUUCGCCAUUGACAGAACUUUCACGUCACUAAACGAACGGCGAAUCGGCGGCGAGACACCGCUCUCCUCCCCAGAGUCAAUGGGGAUCAUCAAUCAGAUUGGUGAUCUGCUCGUGCGGCUGAAGCAACUGCAGGACCAGCCGUUGGAGGAGGGAACUGGCUGCUUCUUCCUUGUGAGCAUUAAGCCAGAUGCUGAGACAUCCAAUUGCUUUGUGCAGCAAAUCGGAGUGCCUGCGUCACUCAUGGCAGCAGGAACAGAGUCUGCUAGUUCGGAAAUCCCCAUACAGACUGAUACAGUUACAAAAUCCAUUCCUCCUCCAAAGACCAGUAAGUCUCGCAGCAAAUCAAGAUUUGGCUAUGUCGGGAAGGACUAACAUUAAAUAAUCUCUCUAUAAGUUCCAUGGGG
Molecule: messenger RNA, 1576 nt
Organism: Drosophila obscura
Lineage: Eukaryota; Metazoa; Arthropoda; Insecta; Diptera; Drosophilidae
Exons: 3
Coding region: 669-1544 (291 amino acids)
Source: RefSeq, a predicted model, not a curated record